AGCUGGCCAGGAGGGGGCUGAACAUCGUGCUCAUCAGUCGAAGCCUCAGGAAGUUGGAGCAUGAGGCGGGGAGAUCGAGCGGCUCCACGGCAGGUCCACGCGCGUCAUCCAGGCCGAUUUCACCGGGGGCUUGGAGAUCUACGGUGCCAUCGAGGCAGGACUGCGGGGCCUGGAGAUCGGAGUGCUGGUGAACAAUGUGGGCAUGUUGUAUGGCGGCCUGCUGUCCGGCUCGAACUUGCGGAAGUUUCUGGACACCAAGAAUGUGGGCCAGAGCAUCUCGGAUGUUAUCAACUGCAACACGAUGUCGGCGGCUCAGAUGACCGGGAUCGUCCUGCCCCAGAUGGUCAGCAGGGGCAGAGGGGUCAUCGUCAACGUGUCCUCCAUAGCCAGCGAAAGGGUCAUCCCGUCUCAAGGCUUAUACUCAGCCACUAAGGCCUUUGUGCAGCGCUUCUCCGAGGCUGUGGGCGCAGAGUACUCCCCUCACGGUGUCACCAUCCAGGUGCCCGACUGGGGGCGGGUGGAGGGCUCAAAGGAUGUGGCUGGGGUAGCAGCUCUGGAGGAGAAGGAAGAGAGUCUGACGGUGAGACCCUCGUUUGUCUCCACAAACAUGAUCAACAACAACUCAACCGGGCUGCUGGUGAAGAGUGCCGACGAGUUCGCCCGCACGGCCUUGGACACGCUGGGCCUCUCUUCCCACGUCUGUGGCUGCCUCAGCCACGAGCUGCAGAGGGCGACUGGAGCUGUUACUACUGAAUGUUCUGUGCCACUGUCCACCAUGAAGGACAUGAUCUGGCCCCCUAUCUGGACAUCGACCAUGGGCUCGUGGGGGCCUAGCUGCAUUGAGCCUGUGGUGACAGGAGCCACCAGCGGCAUUGGCAAGGCCUACGCGCACGAGGUGAGUGGGUGA
Molecule: messenger RNA, 907 nt
Organism: Heterocephalus glaber (naked mole-rat)
Lineage: Eukaryota; Metazoa; Chordata; Mammalia; Rodentia; Bathyergidae
Source: RefSeq, a predicted model, not a curated record